ACAUCAUCCUGUCCUCAGUCUGUCUUCCUCUCACCGAGCAUCCUCUUCAUCAUCACCAUCGCCAUCAUCAUCGCCAUCUUCGUAAGGCCGUCACGCGCCGCUUUUCCUCGUGCGUUUGCGCCACCACUCACCCUCAUCAUCCUCAUAGUCUCCAUCAUGUCUGCCGCCAAGCAAGAGGACCGCAAAGGCGCGAGCGACUGGCGGGAAUUCUUCUGGAACCCGCGAACUCACGAAGUGUUGGGUCGAACCGCGUCCAGCUGGGGUCUGAUCCUCCUCUUCUACCUGGUUUUCUACCUGUUCCUGGCUGGGAUGUUUGCUCUCACCAUGUACAUCAUGCUGCUGACGCUGGAUGACUUCAAACCCACCUGGCAAGACCGCCUGGCAACCCCAGGGAUGAUGAUUCGUCCGAAAGGCGAUCAACUGGAGCUCACAUUCUCAAUGUCGGAUGAGCAAAGCUGGAGAGGCUUUGUGCAAAAUCUGGAUGGGUUUCUGUCCCCGUACAAUGACACCCAGCAGGUUCAGAUGAACGACGACUGCCCUCCAAAUCAAUACUUCAUCCAAGAGGACAGUGGAGAGGUGAGGAAUAAUCCAAAGCGUUCCUGUCAGUUUAAUAGGACAAUGUUGAAGGAGUGUUCUGGGGAUUCUGAUCGUUUCUAUGGUUACAGCCAAGGUCAGCCCUGUGUGCUCAUCAAACUUAACCGGGUGAUUGGAAUGCUCCCCGGAAAGGACGGACAGUCUCCUUUUGUCACCUGUGGAGCCAAAUUGUAUAAAGUGGGAAAAGAUGAGUUGAGGGAGGACAGUGAUAAAAUGGGACCUUUGGCUUAUUUUCCUCCAAAUGGAACCUUCAACCUCAUGUACUAUCCUUAUUACGGCAAGAAAGCUCAGGUGAACUACACUCAGCCGCUGGUAGCUGUCAAGUUCCUGAACGCCACUCUCAACACUGACAUAGACAUUGAGUGUAAAAUCAACUCCAACACUCUCGCCACUGGCAGCGAAAGGGACAAGUUUGCUGGCCGGGUGUCCUUCAAACUACGAAUCAACGACAAGUAGAGACACAAUUUGACCGCACCGCACUCAUGACUUUGAUCACCUCGACUCUGUUCAUCUCUGCAAACACGUCUUUAUCGCCAUUCGUCAUUUAUUAUUGUGCUUGUUGAAAUUUGUACAAUUUUUUUUUGGCAUAAACAUGCGGACCGAUCACUAUCCCUCACAGUUAAAUGUCACCCACCCAGCAGCCACCACAAUCGCACACUUUAUUUAUUGAUUAGUGUAUUUAUUUAUUUAUGUAUUUAUUGAUUUGAUGUAUCACACCGAGUCAAGCGCUGUAGAGUGCACAGUCGUCUUAUACAUAUCCUGGAAGCUCAGCUGACUGUUGCAUCUACAAAGCGACGGUCUUGUGUUCUCUCUAAGAAAACUGGAUACGCACAGUGGAGCCUCGGUUUUCAUACGUGUAGGAUUCGGUUUUUGACAAAAAAUAUUGCUUAAAAAAUGUCUUGAGUUUUGUACCUUGACUGCUUUUGUAUGGCCAAAAGAGUGCGGCAAACAAACAAGUCCGUGGAAUUGAGUGCCAAAAUAAAGCAUCCACGAUGA
This is a messenger RNA of Doryrhamphus excisus (bluestripe pipefish), 1590 nucleotides long. It is a transcript of the gene atp1b2a, whose product is annotated as ATPase Na+/K+ transporting subunit beta 2a. Gene Ontology annotation, molecular function: ATPase activator activity. The record is from RefSeq and is a predicted model, not a curated record. NCBI's taxonomy places the organism in Eukaryota, Metazoa, Chordata, Actinopteri, Syngnathiformes, Syngnathidae. Gene Ontology annotation, biological process: potassium ion import across plasma membrane; sodium ion export across plasma membrane; intracellular sodium ion homeostasis. Gene Ontology annotation, cellular component: sodium:potassium-exchanging ATPase complex.